AUCAAACAAGAUGGCGGACUCUAUUGCGCGCAAACACUUAAAAGAAACCUGAUUAGACCAUGAUAUUAGAUCUAAUUAACUAUAUUUUUAAAUAUAUUUGAAAAUGCAAAUGAUACGCGUGUUUGUUUGUCUCUUGUGUAUUUUAAUUUGAUUGGGGGUUUGCCCGAUUAAUAAUUUGCCAUAUAUUUCCGCGAUUGUCAUUUAUUUUAGCGAUCGCGUUAUGAUACUGUUCUUUAAUUGAACGAUCUAUACACUGUUAUUGCUAGAAACUAAUGCUUCAUUAAAAGGUUAUGAUGAACGGUUUAGAUGCACAUAGCAUUAUGCGAUUUUGUCAGUGGUGUUAUUACGUCCAUGGCCAACCCAAGUUGAUUAUCUUUGCCUUUGGGGAUAUUAAUUUCAGUUAUUCCCAGAUUUUAUUGGAAAGGACUCAUGUUUAGAAGUGACAAACUGUGAAUGCCGAACUGGUCAAACCUGAGUGUAGAUACCUUCAGAUGGCCAGCACUUCUGCCUCAGAUCCAAAUGGAUCUGCCUCAGAUCCAAAUGGAUCUGCCUCAGAUCCAAAUAGAAAUCGGAAAGGGCACCCAUGGACGUGCACCAUUUGUGGCCAGAUAUUGUCACGUAAACAGCGACUGCAGUCCCACAUUGAAAAGAAACAUCCUGCACAAGUUCAUGAUUUUGAUUGGCAAGUAAGGGGACCAUACAAGAGGUACGAAUUGGAUGACAUCGCCCCUGUACCAAAAAGAACAAGAAUGCGACACAACCCAGAGCCCCAACAAGAACAGAUCCAGCCUGAACAGGAUGCCAGUGAGGGAACUGACGAAGACAAUAUAUUGUUAGAUUGUCAAUGUGAAUCUGGAUUGCUUGAUAUAAUGAACAAUGAAGAAAUUGACGUUCCAUCACAACGUGAUAAAUAUAUGGCUAUUUUAUCAUAUGUAAACAAGAUGAAGCUUUCUGUCACCGCCUCUGAACAUUUGGUACGUCUGCUUAAAUUACUGGCCAGUGACAAAGACUUUGAAGAUGUGUCUGCCACAAACAUAAGGAGUAUUUUUAGUGAAGUACAGCCAUUGACGAUAGACUAUUGUGGAAAGUGUGGAGUACCAUAUACUACAGAAGAAGAAUACAUCUGUCAGACUGAGGGUUGUGAUGAAUUAAGGUAUAUGGGACAAAUAGACAAACAGCACCAGAAACGAAGAAAGUGUUAUUUCUCCAUUGUGCCAAUAGCCCAACAGCUCAAAGAAAUCUUAAAGCGUGAUGGAAUGCUGAAGAAAAUUGAAAAUGGAAAUGUAACACUGACCAUGAAUACAGACGGCAUACCAUUGUACAACUCGUCCUCAGUAAGUCUGUGGCCUGUCCUGUUCACCAUUAAUAACUUGCCACCAAACGAAAGGUUCCUUACACAGAAUCUAUUAAUUUGGGGGUUAUGGCAAGGAAGCGGCAAGCCCUGUUUUAAGACGUACCUGAACCCGCUUGUGGAGGAGCUCAACAUCUUGUCUACACAAGGCAUCAAGUUAAAUGAUGUCUCCAUGAAGGUCACCCUUACAUGCAUUACUAUGGACCUGCAGGCAAAAGCUCAAGUUUUGGAGAUGGUACAGCACAACGGCGAGCAUGGAUGUAUCACCUGUGAAGAGCCAGGACAGGUUUACAAGCAGGGAAAAGGACACUGUCGUGGCUAUCCAUUGAACGACACUCCAACAACUAUGAGAACUGUCGACACUGUCUUGUCCAAUGCUGAGGAGGCUUUGAACAAAAAUUCACCUGUUAAAGGCAUAAAGAGCACUUCAGUGCUCUUUGGCAUACUUUACCUAGACCUGGUAACUGCCUGUGUGCCAGACUACAUGCACGGAGUGCUGCUUGGAACUACCAAGAAACUACUUUCUUUGUGGAUGGGAAAAGCCAAUUCUAAAGAAGACUUUUACCUUGGCAAUCAUGUCAAAGAAAUAGAUAGGAGACUUCUUGCGAUGAAGCCAGUUGACGCCUUCACACGCCUGCCCCGUCGUCUGGAAGGAAAUUUGUCCCACUGGAAAGCUUCAGAGCUGCAACACUGGCUGCUAUUUUAUAGUAUCCCAUGUGUUCAUGGGCUUCUAAAACCCAGAUACCUGGACAACCUGUGCUUUCUGGUCGAAGGCAUUUACCUCCUGUUGGGUGAUUCUAUAACAGAAGAAGACCUGGAACGAGCAGAGCUUACUUUGGCGAAGUUUCAGAUCUCAUUCCAGACUCUGUAUGGCCCCCAAAACUGUGGACUCAACAUACACAACAUUGGCUGCCAUCUUGUCCAGUAUGUUCGGAAACAUGGGCCACUCUGGGCAUGGUCAUGCUUCGGUUUUGAAGACCUGAAUGGAUAUUUGAUCAAAUCCUCCCACGGAACAGGAGAUGUUAGCAAGCAGCUGCUUUCAACUCUUUUUGCAAGGAAGCAGCUAUCUGCAGAGGUUGACAACAUAAAAUCAGAGGACUUGAAAGCGUUCACAUCAGACAUGCUGUCAACAGGAAGAAGAAUAAAAUCAUUGACACAAUGCAGCAAUUGCCAUAUUGCAGGCAAGACCAACCCAGUAUCAGAUGACAUUACCACCAGACAUGUGGGGGAAUUACUGAACCUGUCGACAAAACCAAACAUUUCAUCUGCAGCAAGAGUACAACUGCCAAAUGGACAGAUCAUCACAUCAAGAUUGUACUCAAGACAGCAGAAGAGAGUGUGCUAUGCUGUGCUUACAACAACUGGAGAUUUGGCUUUCAUUAAUAAAUAUAUUCAUGAAAGUCAGACUGACAAGUGUCUAGCAGACAUUAGUAUACUUGUAGUGACGGGUUUUGUCUGUAAACAUGUGAGUCACCUUCUUUUGGUUAAGGAAACACAGGACAAGAAACUUAUCCCUGUUGAUGAAAUACUGGAACAGGUCCUUCUGAUUGAUGGAAACAAAGACCUCAUGUGUGUCAGCCGCCUACCACACUUCCAUGGGCUAUGUGGUUGAACUGUCAAAGUAAAAACAGAUGCUGGACAGAAAAUAAACUGAUAAAAUUAAAUGAAACAAACUUUCAAAUUGGUUGUACAGCGAGGACUUAUCUUAGUAUAUACAUACCAGUUUUAAUGACAUAGUUUUUGUUACCCCUACUUUUUAUUAAUGAAUGGUAAGUUAUGCCAUAUUCUGUAUAUUUGUAUAUAAUUACUGUCAGUUUCUAUAUUGAUUGAUUUCUUAAAAUAAUGAACAGUGUUUUUUUCUUUGGGAUUGGGGCCGGGCCAAUUGAAUUGGGGAAAAAUAGCGAUAUUUUCACUUAAUUGCGAAAUAAUAAUUUUGCUUUUAUGAUGCUUUCUUGUUAGAUUAAAUUUACUGAAUAACAUUAUGACUUCUCAUAAUCUAUUUACAAGUCAAAUUUUGGUUACUUUCAUCACAUUUCAUAAUUCAGAAAAUAAAAGAAUGCCUUAAAGUGACUCUGGAUGGGAUUUUUUUACUUCUAUUUGGGCAAAAUAUCUACUUUUAGCCACUGGGAAUGGUGCCCUUUUUCUGCCCCAAAAUUAACUGGAAAAAAACACUGAUUCAACUUGGUUUUUGUUGAUUGUAAAGUUGCAUGCUAUGUACACUGUAUUGAGUUAUUACUGAGAAAAACAGUUAAUCUACUUUGCAGUAUUCUAUGAAAUAAAAAUUGUGUUUAAUCAAAUUAUGAAAUAUAGUUUUUGUAGUAUUUUAUUUUCAAGAAAUAUUUAUUGAAAACUUCUAGCUUAGCACAAUUUAUUUAUAAUGUAUGUUAUCUCUUUUAAUUUGAAGUAUCUUAGCACUUACCAAAGUGCUUGCAUUUAUAUUUAACUUGUGUGUUAUAAUUUUAUGUUAUCUAUGUCUGAGCCAAUAAAUUAAAG
Messenger RNA from Dreissena polymorpha, 3844 nucleotides. RefSeq lists its product as uncharacterized. The record is from RefSeq and is a predicted model, not a curated record. The coding region runs from base 492 to 2963 and encodes 823 amino acids. Gene Ontology annotation, molecular function: heme binding; electron transfer activity. NCBI's taxonomy places the organism in Eukaryota, Metazoa, Mollusca, Bivalvia, Myida, Dreissenidae. The transcript is spliced from 4 exons.